Messenger RNA from Guillardia theta CCMP2712, 662 nucleotides. RefSeq lists its product as hypothetical. Bases 182 to 520 code for a protein of 112 amino acids. The transcript has a single exon. The record is from RefSeq and is a predicted model, not a curated record. NCBI's taxonomy places the organism in Eukaryota, Cryptophyceae, Pyrenomonadales, Geminigeraceae.
GAGAUCUCGAACACUCUUUUCGGUCAUCAUUGUUCUGAUGUGUGCAGUAGAAGUAGCACCUUUUGUUACAGUGACAUCCAUGCACAAACAUGUCUGCCUCCGUCGAACCGGUUGCAACACAACACCUUUACACCAUCAGCAAAGUCUUUCAGCAACAACUAAGCCAAACUUGGCUCUUAGAAUGCAGGAUAGCAAAGAUGAAGAAUCACCACAAAACAAAUUUUCUGAAUUUGUGAACAGCGCUGGUAAAGAGGUGGCUAAAGUCACAGAUAUGGCGAAGAAGAAAGUGUCCGACGAUGUCUCGUGGGUUGGAGAUAGGGCCAAGGAGACUGUUUCCAAGUUCAAUGAAGAAGUGACCAAGGAAAGGGCAGCAGCUGAAGAAAUGUUUGCUAGAUUUGAUCAGUUUAUGAACGGUGCAAAGAAAAAGUUUGAACAACAUAAAAAAGGCCAACAGCCCGAAGAAAAAUCUGUGCAGGAAGCUGAAAAGGAAGUUGAAAGCAAAGAAAGAAUGCAAAAAUGAUGAUCAGCAUGGCAGCAAGUCGGAUCUACGGGGCUGUACCAUGAUGUGUAUGAUAAUAACGAGGCCGUGUCGAACAUGACGCCAAUCAAAACUUCAAAGGACGAAGUUUGAAAGUUUGGAAUGAAGUAUCUGCAUAAAGUAU